AUGGAUUUUAGUGAGCCAACUGUCACUGCAUUGGCAAUGCCCGAACCCGAAUGGACCUAUCAGGAUACCACGGAUCUGGUCUAUUUGGGGCAACGAAAACGCGUGGAACUCGUCAAAUGGUGCAAUUUGCUGUCAUCGCGGGGUCGUGCGGAACGUAUCGAUAUUAUCGCCAGGCUUAUUUUACCGAUCGCCUUUGGAAUGUUCAACGUGGCCUAUUGGAUGAUUUAUUUGGGCGAUACCAAAUCUUAG
Messenger RNA from Anisakis simplex (herring worm), 249 nucleotides. The record is from the annotation of a GenBank genome assembly. NCBI's taxonomy places the organism in Eukaryota, Metazoa, Nematoda, Chromadorea, Rhabditida, Anisakidae.